AUGGCCCUCUUGCCACUCCUCAUUCUUGCAAGAUAUGGGCACCUGCCAGGCCUAAACACAAAGGCUCUCCACGCAAAGAGCUACGGCACAAUUCGACAGAGCACCGGCUCUCAACACGCAAACAAGGCGGCCAGCAUGGCCUUCUGUUUCACAACUUCUAAGAGAUAA
Messenger RNA from Didymella exigua CBS 183.55, 168 nucleotides. RefSeq lists its product as uncharacterized. The transcript has 2 exons. The record is from RefSeq and is a predicted model, not a curated record. Bases 1 to 168 code for a protein of 55 amino acids. Lineage: Eukaryota; Fungi; Ascomycota; Dothideomycetes; Pleosporales; Didymellaceae.